AUGGUUACCACUGCAGUCUUAAAGAGACAGGAGGUAAGUGCAUUAAAAUCCACUGCAGGAGGACACUCCACUCCCCUUCCCUUGCUCACCUGUCUUCUCUGCCUUUGUCCCCACUGUGUCCAGGGCCGAGCACGCAGGCCUCCACCUGCGCUGCACAGGCACUGCGAGGGAUGCAUCGACCGCCACUGCCGUGUUCCAGCGGAGCCCAGCGUCUCCUGCCUGGUGAUAAGCUGUCACCUGCUCUGUGGCGCUACCUUCCACAUGUGCAAAGAGUCAGAGCAUACACUCCUCUGCCCUCUGGAACAGGUUCCGUGCCUCAACUCUGAGUAUGGCUGCCCGCUCUCCAUGGCACGCCACAAACUGGCUAAGCACCUGCAGGUGUGCCCGGCCAGCGUGGUCUGCUGCUCCAUGGAAUGGAACCGCUGGCCAAACGUGGACUCGGAAACAGUCCUUCAUGAGAACAUCAUGAAAGAGACCCCCAGCGAGGAGUGUUUGGAUACAGCCCUGGCCCUCCAAGAUCAGAAGGUUCUCUUCAGAUCCUUGAAAAUGGUAGAGCUUUUCCCAGAAACCAGAGACGCCACCGAGGAGGAGCCAGUCAUGAAUGGCGAUACCAGUUGGGAGGAGACUGCGGGCGCAGUCGGGGGCGUGGAUGCAGGGCUAGUACCAAACUCUUGUUUGCCGGCAAUGAAUGGGCAAACGAUGGAGCUCAGUCAGGAGGAACGAGAUGCAUUGGCAAAAACCAAAGAAGGGAUGGACCUGGACAAGUUUGGCAAGUGGGAAAGCAUGUUCAGCAAGGAGCACGCAGCCUCUGUUUUAACAGGUUCCUCAGGGAAAAGUGAAGACAAGAAUGAGAAUGUGUCUGGGAAAGAGCAGCGCUCUGGUGAUGGUAGCACAGGGGAUGCAGAGAGAAGAGGACCACAGGAAAGCCCGAAGCCCCAGGAACCUCCCACCACCAUUGAGAUGACAGGGCUUGCUCCCUGGCAAGACGGCGUUCUGGAAAGACUAAAAACAGCGGUGGACGCCAAAGACUAUAACAUGUAUCUGGUGCACAAUGGGCGGAUGCUCAUCCACUUCGGGCAGAUGCCUGCUUGUACGCCCAAGGAGAGAGACUUUGUUUACGGCAACCUCGAAGCUCAAGAAGUGAAGACGGUUUAUACUUUCAAAAUUCCCGUGAGCUACUGCGGGAAGCGAGCUCGCUUGGGAGACGCCAUGUUGCGGUGCAGACCAAGUGAGCACAAGGCCGUGGAUACUUCCGACUUGGGCAUCUCCGUGGAGGACCUGCCCAAAUCUGAUCUCAUCAAGACCACCCUCCAGUGUGCUUUGGAAAGAGAACUCAAAGGCCACGUCAUCUCUGAGUCCAGGAGCAUCGAUGGACUCUUUAUGGAUCUCGCCACCCAAACAUACAACUUUGAGUCAGAACAGUUUUCCUCAGAGACAGUGUUGGCUGACCUCCUAGGCGCUACCCAACCCGGGGGCCUGCAUGUGGAGCUCCACAGUGAGUGUGUGACCAGAAGACACAACAAAAGCAGCUCAGCUUUUACUUUUACCUGCAACAAAUUCUUCCGGAGGGAUGAAUUUCCCCUGCACUUCAAGAAUGUCCACACCGACAUUCAGUCGUGUCUCAAUGGCUGGUUCCAGCAUCGAUGCCCCCUUGCCUACUUGGGAUGUACAUUUGUUCAAAACCACUUCCGCCCCCCUGGACAGAAAGCGAAAGUGAUCUAUAGUCAGGAGCUGAAGACCUUUGCCAUCAAGCCAGAGGUUGCUCCGGAACUGAGUGAGAAAUGGAAAAGCGACCAUCUCUCAGGCCGCGAUGGGAAAAGCCUGAAUUCUCUAACCAGCCUGCCCUUGGAGGUUUUGCAAUACAUUGCUGGGUUUCUGGACAGCAUCAGCCUGUCCCAGCUAUCCCAGGUAUCCGUACUGAUGAGGAACAUCUGUGCAACGUUGUUGCAAGAGAGAGGGAUGGUCCUCUUGCAAUGGAAGAAGAAGAGGUAUUCUCAUGGAGGCACCUCCUGGAAAGUCCACAAUCAGAUCUGGCAGUUCAGCAGCCUCUUCUCAAAAAUCAAGAGCUGGGAGUUUAAUGACGUCACCUCCAUGUCCGAACACCUGAAAACCUGUCCUUUCAAUGUCGUGGAGCAUAAGACUGACCCCAUUCGUCUGACCAGCAUGUGCCAGCCCCAAGAGCAGGCCAGGGAGAGCUUAGUGUCCACGUUUAGGGCCCGACCGCGGGGAAGACACUCUUAA
Messenger RNA from Rattus rattus (black rat), 2241 nucleotides. It is a transcript of the gene Fbxo40, whose product is annotated as F-box protein 40. Lineage: Eukaryota; Metazoa; Chordata; Mammalia; Rodentia; Muridae. The coding region runs from base 1 to 2241 and encodes 746 amino acids. Gene Ontology annotation, molecular function: zinc ion binding; protein binding; ubiquitin protein ligase activity. Gene Ontology annotation, cellular component: cytoplasm. The transcript has 3 exons. The record is from RefSeq and is a predicted model, not a curated record.